AGCAACAGCUACAGCUCCGGCUGUGCUGCUAGUUAGUCUGCAAACUACAGAGUUAGCAACCACCGGCAAACCGCUGCUGCACAACAGUGGGUUAAUAUAAAGUAUUGGAUGAUACAGUGUUGUGUGGGCACACAUACAAACUACUGCAGCGGCUUUAAUUGACUUUAUUUUGUCGCCAUGUCCUCCAGAAAGCGUAAAAGAAACUACAAGGACGUUAAGUGUGUUUUCUUUCCGGAUGAUGUCGACAAUGGUUUGCAAAAACUGGGGAGAGAGCCAUCAUCACUGUCCUCUGUGUCCACUGCUAAGAGCUGGGAGAGGUGUGGGGACAGUUUCCUGGGCACUCCACUGAUGAAGAACCUCAAGUCAUCAGGGAGGAAACUGUCUGACAUCAGAAAGUUGGCUCAGUCCCCUGCUUCAGUACAGACCAGUGCUGCUCACUGUGAUGAGGACCCAGUGCACAUUGCAUGGAGCUCCAGUGACAGUGAACAGUCUGAUAAUGAGACCCAGGAGAAGCAUCUCUCCAGAGUUGUGGCUCAGCAGCGACAGCGUCCUCAGAGACCGGGGAGGCCCUCAGCUCCCAUUCAGUCGUACAUCGGAGCACUGCGCAUGCUCAGAACUGAUAAAGAUGACCCUCCUGUUAUUGACACAGACAGCGAUCUGGAUGAAUCUGAGGAGGAUGUUGAAAAGGACAGUGGGCAGCAAAUCUCUGAAUGUGAAUCAGAGCCCUCUGAUGAAAAACCAGAAGACUUCCCUCUGGAAGCUGCGAAUAUGCCAGAGCUGGAGAUCUCAGGCUACGUUUCUGAUGGCGAGAACAUUGAGGGCACAGUGACCUCGAGCAGACUGGACACUGAGAGCCAAACUGGUGAGGGCAGCAAAAGGUCAGUCAGUGACUGGGUCAGAUCGGCUCAGGCGAUGCUGCAGACGCCUGAGAAACCGCAGUCCAAGAGGGAGUCCAAGACCCCUGAAGACUCCGCCAAAAAGAAACGGAAAUUUCAAAGCGGAGGUCUGGCUGAGAGGCUGAAUCGACUGCAAUGCAGACAGAGGUCAGCUGUGAGCUUCUGGAGGCACCAGUCUGUCUCUGACACCUCAGCAACAACAGCGGACAGGCCUGGUGUGCUGGUGCUGGAGGUGCUGGAGGUUCAGGAGGAGUGCAGCAUGCAACUGGCGCACUGUGAGCACCACCGGCCUCCCGGAGUGGGCCACCAACACAGUCACCCUCUUUGUGAGGAAAGAGCUUGUGUGCUGGUGCUGUUCAACAGAGAGACUGCAGGCCAGCUGAUUCCUGCGCCCAGAGAUAUCGUCCACAUAUACCCGCCAUGGCAAAGUCUUUCCAUUCAGGGUUUCAGCUGUGACAUUAUUCUGAACACACACUUCAGCCAGAAAGUCAACUCUGCUAACACACCAGCCAGCAUCGCCGUUCCUAGGGGCCUGCUGUCAGCAGAAAGGUGCAGUCCCUAUGAUCUGUGCAAAAUAUUUGGACUGCUGGAAGAAUGCAAAACCGCAGAGGAGAUCAGUGCCAAACAGGUUGCUGCCUCUGAUGCUCUGUGCAGUUUUGGAGGUUUAGGAGUUUUGUCAAGACACUGCCUUUCUCUCCUCGAAGCCAUUGAGGGGCUGGGCCAGGCUGGCUCUGUGGGGCAGGACGUGGAGGUGGUGGUCCAGAGAGUUUACUCCAUCCCUGUGCCUGACUGCUCUCCUGUGUCCAUUCUCAAGCCCAGACUUCCUUCAGCUCCUCCUCCUGCAGAGAAAGGCAAAACCAGGCUCUGUGUGCUCGUCCAGGACAGCUACGGGAUGUUCAGCGUGGUCCAGCUCCACCUCCUGUCUUCCAGGAACGACCUCCACCAGUACUGCCACAUGUGGCAGGGGAGGACCUGCGUGCUGAAAGGCAUCAAGGUGGUGCAGCGGGUCACUCGAGAAAGGCGCACCAGGCUUUUCAAUUUGAUAGACAGUCUGUGGCCCCCAGUGAUGCCUCUUAAAGAUCAUGGAAACACACUUGGUUUGUCCAGUGAAGGCAGACCUGCAGGUCAAGCCCCCAGCUUCUGCUACCUGCUGUCUGGUCAGGAGAGCUCAGUUGAACCCAGCGAGGAGCAAACUGUUUCCCUGCUCUACCAUCCGCCCACAAAACAAAUCUUGCGAGACGUAUUGCAGAGUGAUCUUAAAACCCGUCGCUGCAGUUUUGUUGCCACUGUUUUACACAAGAAAAUAAUGCAGAGCACUGAUGUAGGCCAGGGUGAGGUUUGGUUGGUGCUGACAGACCCCAGUCUUCAGGAGGAGCAGCCAGAGAGGCCAUGCAAGCGAACGGUGGCCUUGUGUUUGAGCACUUCCUGUGUGCUCACUUCCUCUGUCCUCGAAGCACUGAAUUCCCCCGCUGCCUGUCGCAUGUCAUUCAGAGAUGCCAUCAGAGAACAUGGUGUUCUCCUGUGUGCGGAGCAGUCAGUUGUUGAGCUGUGCUCUGUGGAACCCGACGGCCGUCUUGAGUCUUCAGCCACACCAGAGCUACUUUCACAGUCGCUGUCCACGCCUCAGGCAAAGACCCUGCCCCAACCUGUGAGACUGGAUCCCCUGAGUCCUGAGAUCACACCCAACUCCCUCUGCUCGCUCUCAGGGGUGAUCUUGGGUGUGGAUGAGAGCACUGCUUAUUCCUGGCCUGCCUGCAACCACUGUGGAAGUGACAACAUGGAGGUGUUAGCUGAGGGAACUCAGAUCCUCCACUGUGUUUCUUGUCAGUCGGUGGUGGACAAGCCGGACAUGAGGAUUCAAAUGGAAGUGUUCCUCAGUUCUUCGUUGAAUAAUUGCACUUUGAAGGUUAAGCUGCAGAAGAAGACGAUCAUGUCCCUCCUGAACACUGCAGCACUGGAGGGUCACGAGUUCCCAGGUUACGAUGUGGAGAAUGUCCUGGGAAAAGAGGUGGGCCCCCUCGCAGUUUACGUCCGAGUCGUCACCAGGAAACCUGCACUCUGGAUCGGCGUGGAAGAAAUCUGCCUCUGAGGCUGUCAGGGCAAGUAGCUAAUGAUAUCAAUCCUCAUGUUUCAGCUGGCUCCGAGGAUCUGCACACUAGGCCUCGGUUUGAGCCAGUUCAGCCUCCUACCCCACCCCCUCUGAAGGCCUCCCUAACAGCUCCAGGCUGUGCUGAAGUGAACGGGCUGCGAGCAGACAAGGUCUUGUUUGUGUUAAUGAUAUGUGAUCCUGUGGACCAGGAGUUGACAGCCCAAGGGUAGACCAGUGGCAUGCAGUCUGUCAAAGCAUCCCACGUGGUUCAUCAACUGGGGCUUUUUGGACUUUUGGGUAUAAACGCAUUUUUUUAAGCCAUCCAAAAAACCUUUUUUCACAUUAUCUACCUCUGUAUAUAAGAAGAUGAACAAUGUGUCAAUAAAAGUUGUAUUUUUGCUGACUGAACUUUCUAUUUCCUGUUGCACUCUCACUUCUUGUCUCCAGCUGCUCCCUCAACAUAAAUCAUGUGCAAAGACUACUCACAGACCAGGAUGUUUCUGCAGCUUUUCAGCGAUUUUAUUAUAGAUUCCAUAAACAAAAAUGUUUUCAAGGUUUCAUACAAACUAUAUAAAAGAUCAUGCUCUGGCUCUUAUACAAAGUUUGGAAUUAUAAAACAUGUACCAUGUCAGGUAUAACAUCAUGUAAAUGCAGUGGUAAAAUAAUUUAAUAUAGAGAAAAAUCCCACAAAAAUAUGGCAGCAACAUCAUAUAUUUUCCAGUGCCAUUAUGGUAAGCUUAAAAUACAUCUGGUACAGAUGGUAAAAUGUCUGUUGAGGUAUGUCUCCUAAAAGCUCAGUUCAUAGAAAAA
Epinephelus moara (kelp grouper) is the source of this 3795-nucleotide messenger RNA. RefSeq names its product scaffold protein involved in DNA repair (gene spidr). The transcript is spliced from 20 exons. Lineage: Eukaryota; Metazoa; Chordata; Actinopteri; Perciformes; Serranidae. Bases 178 to 2985 code for a protein of 935 amino acids. Gene Ontology annotation, cellular component: nuclear chromosome; nucleoplasm. The record is from RefSeq and is a predicted model, not a curated record. Gene Ontology annotation, biological process: regulation of establishment of protein localization to chromosome; double-strand break repair via homologous recombination.